This is a messenger RNA of Jaminaea rosea, 2110 nucleotides long. RefSeq names its product GTP1/OBG subdomain-containing protein. The coding region runs from base 85 to 1995 and encodes 636 amino acids. The transcript is spliced from 2 exons. Gene Ontology annotation, molecular function: GTP binding; GTPase activity. Lineage: Eukaryota; Fungi; Basidiomycota; Exobasidiomycetes; Microstromatales. The record is from RefSeq and is a predicted model, not a curated record. Gene Ontology annotation, cellular component: mitochondrion.
CGCCCAGUCCGCCUCCCCGAACAAGGCGAGCUGAGCUCACUGAACCCUUCCUGACUGGCUCGCUACCAUCGAGUCUAGCUGCGAAUGCUCCUCGUUGCAAGGGCAUUUGAGCGGCUAUCGGCGAAGAAGGCAGCAUCCUGUUGGUCCAUAUGCGGUCAACAGCUGCGAGUCGCUUCCUCCUCUGCGCCACGGUUAGCUCAGGAGCCAAGCAGUGGCAGCGACCUGCGCUCCAAAGCGGCAAAGAAGGCCCAAUGGCAGCGUAACAGCAAGAGCACCUCCUUCAUCGACACACUCACCCUCCACGCAUCAGCCGGAACAGGCGGAGAUGGUUGUGUCUCCUUCUCCCGCGCCAAGUACGUGCCUUACGGGCCCCCCUCAGGAGGCAACGGUGGGCCUGGGGGAUCGAUCUACAUUCGCGCCGUCCCGCAGCUUCGCUCGCUCGCUCGAGUGCCUUCCAGCGUAGUUGCAGGGGAUGGCGAGCACGGAUCUGGCGAGUGGCAAGGAGGGAGACGGGGAAGGGACGUCGUCGUCGAUGUGCCCGUCGGGACAGUGGUGAGGGUCAAGCAGGUCGAAGGGGAAAAGGGGUGGCUAAAUGAGAGGCAAAGGGAGGAGGUGGAGAAGAGGGCCGAAUAUGAGGAGGAACUGUUAGGACGCUUGGGGAGGCAUAGAUUGAAGAAGAGGCAGGGCGAGAGACGUGAGGAGGCGGUUGUUGAAGAGGAGGAUCAUGAGGAGGACAGUCAAGAGAGCGAGGAGCUGGAUCAAGGACAUUACAUCGACAACUACGACUACGGCAGCCCUCCUGCCUCGCGCAAAACCUCACGCUCCUCCUCCUCUUCGGACUACUUCGACCCCGAAGCAGCAGAACGGCUGCUAGCCCGCCGCUCCCUCAUCUCCUCCGUCUGGCGCCACCAUCCUGGCUCGACCCCUGCACCCGAAGACCAGUUAGCAGAAGGGCAGGAAGACGAGGGCGACAUCUACUCCGGUGACGACUUCCAUCGCGCAGAAGAGCGUUACGCGCUUACAGAGCGAGAGCGUCGUGCCGCGCAGCGUCUGGGUCGCAAUGGCGCUUCCAUGCUCGACCGAACCACCGCAGAAGUCCCGGUAGCCGAGCUCGACCUCUCUGUCCCUACCUCUCCCGACUCCCCUCCGCUCCUCCUCGCAACAGGCGGGUCAGGAGGGCACGGCAAUGCCUUCUUCCUCUCGGGGCACAGUCGCUCUCCGAAGCUUGCGACGCGGGGUCGUCAUGGCCAGCGCGUCGAGGUGUCGCUUGAGCUCAAGAGCCCAGCAGACGUGGGGAUGGUCGGGCUGCCCAAUGCGGGCAAAAGCAGUCUGUUGCAGGCGUGGACAGGGGCAAGUAGGAAGGGGGCAAAGGUGGGCGGCUGGGAGUUCACGACUCUCAGUCCUAAUGUUGGGGUCAUGAGACUUGAUCUGGAGGGAGGUCUUGUUGCUGUGGGGAGGGGAAGGAUUGGCGAAGACAUCGAGGAGCCAGAGGGCGAGGACAGCAUGGCUGUCGGCCCUUCCUCGUCGAUGACCUCCUGGCCAAGCGAUUCCGAGCGACGUCUUCUGAUCGCCGACCUUCCUGGGCUGAUCCUCGGCGCAUCCGACAACGUGGGUCUAGGCCACUCGUUUCUCCGCCACGCAGAACGCUGCGCUGCCCUCAUCUACGUCGUCGACGUCUCGUCUGCCCGGCCCACGCCUUGGGAGGAUAUCGCUGUGCUGAAGAGGGAGUUGGAGCAGUACGCUUCGGGAUUGAGUGGAAAGAUUGCGGCCGUGGUGGCCAACAAAUGUGAUGCGCUUGGGCCCAGAGAGGGAGAUGAGGAGGACGAGGAGACAAUCGAGGAGGCUAGGGAGAAGUUGGCUAGGCUGCGCAGGGAGGUGCACCCGCUACCUGUGCUGCCUGUGAGCGCUAUGUGGCGGCAGGGGGUUGAAGGGGCGGCUGCCAAGGUGUACGACUUGGCGACCAGGAGGGUCCAGGAGAGUGGCCGGGAGGAGUAAGUGAGGAGGGUAAGAGGGAUAUUAGUAGGCCAGCAUCGAGGCAAGCCGGUCAGAGCCAGGCCCGUCAUUCUGUAUCAGUAGCGCAAUCAAUGGAUCGCAUCGCAUCGCAUCGCAU